This is a messenger RNA of Carassius auratus (goldfish), 3000 nucleotides long. It is a transcript of the gene rasgrp2, whose product is annotated as RAS guanyl releasing protein 2 (calcium and DAG-regulated). The coding region runs from base 248 to 2026 and encodes 592 amino acids. Gene Ontology annotation, biological process: Ras protein signal transduction. The transcript has 16 exons. Gene Ontology annotation, molecular function: calcium ion binding; guanyl-nucleotide exchange factor activity. The record is from RefSeq and is a predicted model, not a curated record. Lineage: Eukaryota; Metazoa; Chordata; Actinopteri; Cypriniformes; Cyprinidae. Gene Ontology annotation, cellular component: plasma membrane.
GAAACAGUCUACAGGCAGCUGUACUCAGAGUGAACCCCAGUGAAGCCCGCUGUGGUUUUCAGUACAUGGGUAGGGAGGCUCCACUGAAGCCCAGCGCUCACUAGCACUUCUGUUUUCAAUGAUGAGCACUGUUGGACCAUUGAUGCCAGAUUCAACGGACUGAAAAAGAGAGGGAUCAAAGAGAGGAGUGGAAAAUUAAGUGGGGGGGCAAAAGGAGGGGCUGUGGAGAACAGUGAAGUAGAAAGGGAUGGAGAGCGUUUCAUCGGAUCAGUCAGCCAGCGUGGAGGAGCUAGUGGAAGCCUGCAUCAAAGCCUUUGACAAUGAAGGCGUUCUGAAGGAGCCGUCUCUCGUGCGAAUGUUUCUUACCAUGCAUCCCUGGUACCUGUCAUCCAGUGACCUAGCUAAGAAACUCCUGCACAAGUCUCAGGAACAGGAUUGUUCUGCAAAUCGCCAGUCUCAGAUUUGUCAUCUUGUCAAGUACUGGAUAUCUGAGUUCCCAGCUGAGUUUGACCUGAACCCCGCUCUUUCUGAGCAGAUCCGCGGUCUGAAAGAGCGACUGGAGCAGAAUGGAGAUGUGAGGCGAAGUCUGCUCAUCGACAUAGACAGCAUUCCAUCUUACGAAUGGCGACGUCAGCUGGAUGAAACUGUCAAGAAAAAACGCAAGACCUCUCUUCUUUUUGACCACCUGGAUGCUUCCACCCUGGCUGAACACCUAACGUAUAUGGAGUACAAAUCAUUUUGCAAAAUUCUGUUCCAGGACUACCACAGUUUCGUGAUGCACGGCUGCACGGUGGAUAAUCCCAUUCUGGAGCGUUUCAUUACUCUGUUUAACAGUGUUUCCCAGUGGAUCCAGAUCAUGGUUCUCAGUAAGCCUACAGCUCAGCAGAGAGCCACUGUCAUCAGUGAAUUCAUCAAUGUGGCCCAGAAGCUACUGCAGCUGCAGAACUUCAACACACUGAUGGCUGUAGUGGGUGGUCUCAGCAAUAGCUCCAUUGCUAGACUCAAGAAUACACAGGCGCUCAUCGGCAGCGAGACACGCAAGGUCUUUGAUGGAUUGGUGGAGCUGGUCACUUCCUCUGGAAACUACAGUCGCUAUCGUCAGCGUUUCUCCGAAUGUUCGGGAUUCCGCUUCCCCAUCCUUGGGGUGCAUUUGAAAGAUCUGAUUGCCGUCCAUGUGGCCCUGCCUGAUUGGUUUGACCCGGAGAAGACUAGGGUCAACCUAACCAAGACCCAUCAAUUGUAUGCCAUCCUAGAAGAGCUGGCGCUCAUUCAAAGCACUCCGCCCAGUAUAGAAGCCAAUUCAGACCUGCUCAAUCUGCUUAUAGUGUCUUUGGACCAAUACCACUCAGAGGACGAGAUAUAUCAGCUAUCUCUACAGAGGGAGCCUCGCAGCAUUAAACUAUCAACUUCCAGCUCAAAGUCACAGUCUCCUCUAAUAGAACAGUGGUCAUCUUCAGUCAAACCCAAAGCGGAUCCAACCAUCAUCAACAAACACAUUGAAAAAAUGGUGGAGUCAGUGUUCCAAAAUUUCGACACUGAUGGCGAUGGCUACAUUUCCCAAGAAGAGUUUGAGAUCAUCAGGGGCAAUUUCCCUUACCUCUGCAAGUUUGAUGAACUGGACCAAAACCAGGACUGUAAAAUUAGCCGCGAGGAGAUGAUUGAGUACUUCACAAAGACGAGCUCCUUACAGAACUGUAAGAUGGGGUUUGUUCACACGUUUACAGAGACGAGCAGCGUCAAGCCUUCAUUCUGUCGGCACUGCUCUCGUUUGAUUUGGGGAUUUUACCAACAGCGAUGCAAAUGCAAAGUGUGUGGGGUGAGCUGUCAUAAAGACUGCAGCAGUCGUUUGGCCAUCGAGUGUCGUAAGCGUGCACAGAGUGUCAGUUGUCACACUGACACUUCCUUUAAGGCCACACGCUCUUACAGCUUCCCGCCUCCCUCCAGCACAGAGCCGAUAGAUGAGUCCCCGGUCAUCACAGGCGGCUCUCUGGAGGAAGAGGAUGAGGUUUUUGAUGUCCGCCUUUGAUGGGGUUUGAAAAGAAGAUGUAUAUUGCCAACACAUUCUCCUCGUGGUUGAGAGCUUUUUCAUUAAGUCCUUCUCAUGAACAGAAAUCCAUCACCUGGCAUUAGAUACGUUCCUCUCCUCUCUAUUUCCACAAGAACAUCCCGGAGCAAAUCCAUAAGCAAGCGCAACAGCAGGGACAGAGCUGCAGUGCGUGUGUUUGUUCAUGCGUUUGUUGUCCAAGGUGAUCCGUUCGCUUGAACUCUCCUAUACUGUGAUCUCUCGUGGGUUUCUGGUCUGAAAAUAGUACAUGGAUUUCAAACAAAUAUGGAAAAAAAGCACCAGUUAAGUUGCAACAAAUACUUGAAGGGGUCGUAUACAUUUUUACUAUUUAGGUUCUUCCUUAAAGUACACUUUUGAUGUAGGUACAAUUAGAUUUUCAUAUCCAUUUUUCAUCCUCUUAGUCGAAGUAGAAUGAAAUGGCGUUUAGAAUGAAAUUGGUCUAAAAACAACACAUUACAAUGUACAGUAUAAACUGUCACCUAUGCAUAUGUUGAUAAAAAUGCUCAUUUUAGAAGAAAAUUUCAGACGGCACUAAGACGAUUUUACAUCUGAACUCUUCAUAAUCAUAUGACCAUAUCUGACAAUGUGCAACGGUGCAUUUGUUGUUGUUUUGUUUUUGGAUUUACAAUAGUAUUUUAAUUGGAAUUCAUGUAACUGCAUGAUUUCAUCGAUCUUUGUGAUUCUCAUGAUAUGAAUUAUGAAUAGAAGAGAAGGUCAAAUGAAUGACAUGUUACAGACUCUCGUCACAGGCUUCAGUUUCACUCCAACAGAAGGCGCUGUUGUCCUAAAUUGAGAAAUGAUUUGACAAGUUCUUGUGCUGCAUCAUUUGCUUUCUUUUUUUAUGUUUAUAUUGUUAUCGAAUAUUGUAUGUUUUUGCUGCCGAGAUGGAUACAUGCAUAAUAGAUAGAACAUUUAAUCAAAAAGGAUAUAUUCUG